GAUAUCGGUGCAGGUAGAGCAAAGAUAAUCAACAUUCAAGUAGAUCGUCUUAAAAAAACACUCUGUCCUUUCCAUCCCGUCAGAUGAUGAAGGGUUGUGUUGCGCAAAAGCAAUCGUAUAUGCCCUAGCUUAUCUUGAGCAAGACAAGUCAGCGCUUAAUUCUAUACGGGAUCGGAGACGAUCUGUUCUAAUGCUACGAGCUCAAGAAUUACACAAGUGUGCUGAAGUUCCUCUUGGUCCUUGUACAUACACUGAAAUCUGCACAUUUGAAAAUCAUCUAAAUAUACAAAUCGUAGUAAUAAGCAGUGAAAAUUUAAAUAAAGUCUCGUAUAAAGGAAGAUAUCGAACUCGUCGCAUUAAUUUGUGGCAACACAAUGGCCAUUUUGAUGUCAUUACAAAUUUACACGGUUUUUAUGGUUCGAAAAACUAUUGCGAAAAUUGUGAAAAGCCAUAUGACCGUCCAGAAGAUCACAGGUGUGACAAUAUGUGUCAUGUCUGCCUAAGAUUUCAAUGCGUUCCAGCAUUGCCUAAAAGAUGUAAAGAUUGUGAUCGCCUCUGUCAAUCUGAGGACUGCUUUGCAGCGCAUAAAGCCGUCACAGGUAGACAAGAGCAUUCAGUAUGCGAUAGGAUGUAUCAGUGCAGACAAUGCUCAAAAGUUAUCAUGCGACGGCAGUGUCCUAAAAUUUUACAUCGUUGCGGGACUAUCAAAUGCCCUUCGUGUAAAGAGUAUGUUAUAGCGUCAGAACAUCAUUGUUUCUUACAACUCAUUUCUGCGAAAAGUCCAUCCGAUAAAUUAAUUUUCUUUGAUUUCGAAACUGACCAAUCAUCAGGGGAACACAUCGUAAACUUUGCUGUAGCGCAGUACAAAGAUGGCCAAGAGAAAAUAUUUAAAGGAUACGAAGCAUGUCAUGAAUUCUGCUCUUGGCUGUUUACAAACAGUGCACAAAAAAAUUACACUGUUAUUGCACACAAUAUGAAGGGAUUUGAUUUGACGGUCAGUUUAUAA
Molecule: messenger RNA, 1006 nt
Organism: Stegodyphus dumicola
Lineage: Eukaryota; Metazoa; Arthropoda; Arachnida; Araneae; Eresidae
Biological process (GO): DNA replication
Molecular function (GO): DNA-directed DNA polymerase activity; DNA binding; nucleotide binding
Source: RefSeq, a predicted model, not a curated record